CACAAUGGACACACGAUUUGUUCGACAUGUAAAGCCAGGGCACACAACCGAUGUCCCACUUGUCGACAAGAGCUUGGAGAUAUCAGAUGCUUAGCACUGGAAAAAGUGGCUGAAUCGCUUGAACUCCCUUGCAAAUAUGGUUCUGUUGGGUGUCCUGAGAUAUUUCCUUAUUACAGUAAGCUAAAACAUGAAGCAGUUUGCAACUUUAGACCAUACAACUGCCCUUAUGCUGGGUCUGAGUGCUCGGUUGUCGGUGAUAUUCCUUACUUGGUUGCUCAUUUGAGGGAUGAUCACAAGGUAGACAUGCAUUCAGGGUGCACUUUUAACCAUCGCUAUGUCAAAUCUAAUCCUCGAGAAGUGGAGAACGCGACGUGGAUGUUAACAGUUUUUAAUUGUUUUGGUCAGUGCUUCUGUCUCCAUUUUGAAGCCUUUCAGCUCGGAACAGCUCCUGUUUACAUGGCAUUUCUUCGGUUUAUGGGAGAUGAGAUCGAGGCUCGAAACUAUAGCUACAGCCUGGAAGUUGGAGGCAAUGGAAGGAAACUUACUUGGGAAGGUACGCCCCGAAGCAUAAGAGACAGUCACCGGAAAGUUAGGGAUAGCCACGAUGGACUCGUUAUACAACGUAACAUGGCCCUUUUCUUUUCUGGCGGGGAGAGAAAAGAGCUUAAACUACGAGUAACUGGAAGAAUAUGGAAAGAACAGCAGAAUCCUGAUGGAGGAGCAUGCAUGCCGAAUCUCUGUACUUAAUGCUAAUUGGAUUUCUGCUAUUUUUGUUGUACCAUGUGCUGAAUUUUCAGGACAGAAGUGAAUUCAGACGUUAAAAAUUCUCUGAAAAAUGUGUGGAAAGUUUAGUUCAUAUGUGCAUGAAUUGACAAGAGCUUUUUUGUUAUUAACGCUUGAAAGAGCAUGUACCAUAAACAUCUAACUUGUUUUUCCUAAUGAAGAUAACUACUUGUGUGCCUGUGCUAUUUCAA
Nicotiana tabacum (common tobacco) is the source of this 974-nucleotide messenger RNA. The record is from RefSeq and is a predicted model, not a curated record. Lineage: Eukaryota; Viridiplantae; Streptophyta; Magnoliopsida; Solanales; Solanaceae.